AUGCAAUCCAGUGUAAGAUGUCCACCUGUUACGGCCAACAAUUUUGAAAUCAAGCACAGUGUUCUUCAAGCUAUUCAAAAUAAUUGUGUGUUUAGUGGACAGCAUAAUGAAAAUCCAACCAACCAUCUGAUGGGUUUCGAUGAAAUCAUGAACACCUUUCACUAUAAUGGAGCAUCCGACGAUGCAAUUUACUUAAGGGCAUUACCUUUCUCUCUGAAAUAUGAUGCAAAAAUCUGGCUGAGAAGUUUACCUUCAGGAUUGAUUCACACCUGGGAGGAGAUGAUGACUAAGUUCCUUGACAAGUACUUCUCACCGACAAAAACAAGAAUGAAGAAGGAAAUAAACAACUUUGGACAACUUGAAUCUGAAACUGUGUUUGAAGCUUGGGAUCGGCUCAAGGAAUUACUGAAAAGAUGUCCUCACAAUGUGGGAGGUCCUCUGAUGAAGAAAACAUAUGAUGAAGCACUCGAAAUUUUGAAUGAACUAUCAGAAGAUGUGAACCAAUGGAUUCUAGAGGGUGCUGAAAGAAAUAAGGUAGUUCGAGUACAUCAGGUGGAUGCAUACACCACACAACAAAAUCAGAUUGCUGAUGUUUCCAAAGAUGUGAAACAACUGAUAGUAGCUCAAGUUCAAAUAGAGCAACCAAUGAUAGGGAAUUACCAAGGGGAAAACAAUUUCAAUCCUACAAAGCACAAAAAACCCGAAUUUUCUUGGAAUUUAGCUAAUGGUAGUCUUAACCAAUGGCAGCAAAAUAAUCCUAGAGGCCAAGGACAGGCACAAUCAGGAUACCAGAAUCAGCAGAGGCAGCAGUUUCAGGGUCAACAACCUCAACGACAUCAGUCAAGACUUAGAGAAACAAUGGGGAAAAUGGCUACUAUGUUGUCUAAGGGAACUGAGGGAACACUUCCUAGUGACACAGAGAAAAAUCUGAAGAAAGUGAAAGCAGUAACCUUGCGAUGUGGGAAGGCGCUGGAAGAGGCUGCUAAAAAUCCAAAAAUUUAG
This is a messenger RNA of Lycium barbarum (goji berry), 1002 nucleotides long. RefSeq lists its product as uncharacterized. The transcript is spliced from 4 exons. The coding region runs from base 1 to 1002 and encodes 333 amino acids. The record is from RefSeq and is a predicted model, not a curated record. NCBI's taxonomy places the organism in Eukaryota, Viridiplantae, Streptophyta, Magnoliopsida, Solanales, Solanaceae.